This is a messenger RNA of Astrephomene gubernaculifera, 2975 nucleotides long. NCBI's taxonomy places the organism in Eukaryota, Viridiplantae, Chlorophyta, Chlorophyceae, Chlamydomonadales, Astrephomenaceae. The record is from the annotation of a GenBank genome assembly.
CUCCUAUCGGGGAGGUUUAGAGUGAUACGUUUAUUGAAUAUAGAAUAACAGUUGUUUAGGCUGCUACGGGUUAUAAAAAAUGCACCAAGGGCAAAAUGCACAAGCUUGGGUGCCUGUACCGAUGCCUUACCCGCCAGGUAUCAUGGCUCCUGGAAUGAUACCACCAGGAAUGGUUUUUGGGCCAGCCUAUGGCUAUCCGUCUCCGGGGCCUAUGUCCGCCAUGCCAACCGCUGACGCGUUGCGAGGAUACGCUUUCGCUGGGAUGGCAGCGAUGCCUCAAGAGGACGCCACAGCCGCGCUUGCUGAGCGUCUUAACGAAUUACAGCUUGGGAGUUCAAGAGGCCGUAGUUCUGCAAUGUCUGCGCAUGCUCCUGGACCUUUCGCGCGCGGUGGAGCGGCCGGCCCUGGGCCAUCGCAGACGCAGUACUUCUACCAGGCUGGACCGCCGCUCCAGCACGGACGACCUCGUCAAGGAAGGGCCGGCCGUGGAGCUCCAGCACACUUAGCAGGCGGGCGGGGGCAGGGGCAAUCACAGAAAAAGAAGCGGCCACAGAAGGGCUUGGAGGACAACAUAAAGCGGACCGUGUACAUCAGCUACGUGGACUGCACGCUGACCGAGGAGAACCUGGCAGCGUUCUUCUCGGAUUGCGGGAGGAUCAUCGACUGCCGCAUAUGCGGCGAUCCCAACAGCGCCAUGCGCUUUGCUUUCAUUGAGUUCUUAGAGGUGGAGUACGCGCAGAAGGCGCUCGAAAAGACGGGCAGCGUGCUGGGCAGCUCCCCGCUGCGCGUGCUGCCCUCCAAGACCGCCAUCAUGCCGGUCAACCAGGAGCUCAUGCCGCGCUCGCCGGACGAGGUGGAGCGCUGCAGCCGGACCGUGUACGCGGCCAACAUUGACAAGAAGGUCGACAAGAACGACGUGCGCGCGUUCUUCGAGUCGCUGUGCGGCAAGGUUUCGCGGAUUCGGCUGCUGGGCGACUACGCGCACUCGACACGCAUUGCCUUUGUGGAGUUCCAUCACGCGGAGGGGGCCCUGGCGGCGCUCAACUGUAGCGGCGCGCUGCUUGGGUCGCUGCCGAUCCGGGUCUCACCCUCUAAGACGCCGGUCAAGGUGGAUGGCAGCCGGGACAGCGACGGACAGUCCAGCUCGGCGCACUCGCAGCACUCGGUGCCACCAUCGAGGCACAUCCCGCAGCAGCAGCAGCCCCAGCAGCAGCUGCUGCAACCGGCGGCCCAACAGCAGGCGCCACAGGAGCAGGCAUUGGAUUAGAUGCAACUAACCCAUGCAUAAGCAAACACGCGGGAGUCGUGGCUUAUGCACGGCAAAGGUGUAUUUUCGGUGACGUUAACAGCGGUUGUCCCCGCUGUUCAAUAUAUGCGACAGUGGGAGAGCACAUAAGCUGCACAAGAAACGGAACCAUCGAAUGAUUCGACUUGGGCAGUUCUAUAUAUGUUAUACACAACACUCUUCAUAAGAUGCUGAGGCAUGAUCGUUACGCAUGGGGCUCGUACUAGCCCAUGCUUCUUGUGCUCUUCUUUGCAGGAGUUGGCCAAUCUUUAUCAUGCAGACUGGGGCAGUUAGCGGCGCUCAAGAUGGAACGGGUGACCGCCGCAAGUGACGCACGUUGUACGUUUACUGGUGUAGGAGGGGUGUGCCGAGAGGUCGGAUGCUGUUGGUUCGCGAGCUCUGGUGCUUGCUUGUCCUGGUAUGCCUAUUGAGCCUGGGCCGCAUAUUUUGGCCUGCGCCUGUGGCGGCCUGAGAGCUAAGGAUCUGCGAAACUGCCCUUUUCAUGAGUGGCUGUUUUCUUCACGUAGACUGGAUGGAAGGCCUUGCCAUGUACAAGGUUAGGUAUGGGACUGGUAUGUAUGGCGUGAGGCAGUUUUGCUAGUGGCAGCGGUUUUCGUGGAGGCUGCACGGUGAUGGCCGCUUGCCCGCUGCUGUUGCCCGGUGCUCUAUUCGUCCCAACUCAUGGGAAUGUCGCGUAUGAGAGUUCGCACUGCCAAAGGCUCUUGUGUUAUGGGUGUUGCGGGGACGUCCUGGGUAUCCGCAGAACGAAUGGGGAGCGUGGCUAUGCCUGGGCUGCUGUGCCCAUCGAAGCAAGCGAACCGCCAGCUCGGUCGCGCUCUGACGCGGCAGGUAGGGUGUGUUGGUGUAUGCGUCGGGUAGCAAGGCGUUGGCUUAGUAUGGGAAAGGGGAGAGAUAGCCAAUUCAACCGCGAAGUUAAGAGUCUUUUUGCGGCACACAGCGUUUGUGCUCUAGUAGGGGACUUCGGGCGGCACAUCUGGAUGGCUUCUCUGUUGACGGUGUUGUGCACCUGGAGAAUUUGUCGUAGCUGAUUCGUACGUGACUAGGUUGGCAACCGGGUUAGGACGGUUGAGUUGUGCCACGAAAAUACCCUUUCGCUCGUCGUUCUGGCGCUUUCGCAUCGACGCUAUGUAGGGGUGCCUAUUCCCAUGUACACGCUUAGUUUGCCAUUCCUGCCCUUGUGUGCAUGGCAGAGCAGCGGCUGAGGUGGUAUUCGGUGGUGACUGGUGCGGACCCCUGAACGCUACGGCGGGGUAUGUGUCGGGUCCAUAGUUUCGUUGGUUGGCCGCUGCUGCCAAAGGCAGAUGGCGAUUCGGUUUGAUGCAGAUGACGAUGCAAUCCCUACGCACAAAGCGUGGAUAGUAGUAAUACCCUCGUUUAAUCGUCACUACUAUUCUACAUGGCGGAGGGGGUUGGUCGGUGAGAGCUGGGAGAUAAGAUGACCAACGUGUUAAGAUUGCCGUACGGUGAUUCACUGCCCCGCUGGAAUAUUUUGUAUACCAAGUUACCCAAGAACUAGGUGGAGUUUCGACGUGCAACACCACACCGUGUGCCGGCGCUUUAUCCCUUAAUUGCAUGGAGUUUUUUGAAGACGAUACUUGGCUCUAUUCAUCUUCUUACUGAUGGUGUAAGGGACCCGUAUGAGCGGGCUGUAUGUAACACUCAAACCUUG